Messenger RNA from Paramuricea clavata, 411 nucleotides. NCBI's taxonomy places the organism in Eukaryota, Metazoa, Cnidaria, Anthozoa, Malacalcyonacea, Plexauridae. The record is from the annotation of a GenBank genome assembly.
AUGUGCCCAACUAAUUUGUGGUGUAAAUACAAUAAUGAUCCAGAAAAUUACAAGCACAAGCAUGGAUUAGCAGAUGCCAUUGUUGAGUUGCUUGAGCCCAUCUAUGAUGAACUCAGUGAUCCAUCCCUCCUUGUAAAAUGCCUCCACGGAAAGACCCAAAAUAACAAUGAAUGUUUGAACAAGCUAAUCUGGGAUCGCUGCGGUAAGGAAGUGUUUGUUGGCAACCAAACCAUUGAAGAUGCUACAUAUUGUGCUGUGGCUCAAUUUAAUGAUGGGAAUGUCAGUAUUAUGAAACAUUUUGACAAACUUGGCAUUACUCCAGGCAGGUUUACUUCAAGUGGUGUUGCUGUGGCCAAUGUGAAGCGGAUCUACUGGUCUGAUAAGAAAUCUUCGGAUGGGGCAAAGAAAUGA